This is a messenger RNA of Phaeoacremonium minimum UCRPA7, 522 nucleotides long. RefSeq lists its product as hypothetical. The transcript has a single exon. NCBI's taxonomy places the organism in Eukaryota, Fungi, Ascomycota, Sordariomycetes, Togniniales, Togniniaceae. The record is from RefSeq and is a predicted model, not a curated record. Bases 1 to 522 code for a protein of 173 amino acids.
AUGCGACCAUGCUCUUCCGUGCGUCUUGUUCUUCUCAAGCUGUUCCACAAGGAGGCCUGCCGAACCAUGGGCGUCAAUCACCCGAUGGCCAUCAUCUGCCAGGAGCUCCUGCACGACCAGGACUCUGCUGACAUGUCCAUCCGGGCUCUGGAGUGCAUGUUGGACCUACGAUCUAGCCUUGAUCCAUCUGACGUGUCUGUCGUUUAUCGCUCGCUGGUCGCCGUGCUCCGUCGCAAUGGAGACCUCGAUGGGGCAUUGGAGAAAGCGGCCGCGGCCGCCGAGUUGAACCGGUUUCGGCUCGGAGCUCAGUCUGACAAGGCGCGCAGAGCGGCAGCAGACCUAGCUCACGUCUACAUGGCCACGCGGUCGGAGAACGGCCUCUGGCGUGCGCUCAUGUACUCCUGCGCAGCUGUUGUCAGGGAGGUGUCGAAUGACGUAGGGAUGGGCGAGGAAGCACCAUGCUAUGGAGAUGGGAUCGCUGUGUAUUCUAUGGAAGACAUCGCGGAGAUAUAUCAGCUCUAG